Colletotrichum navitas is the source of this 432-nucleotide messenger RNA. RefSeq lists its product as uncharacterized. Lineage: Eukaryota; Fungi; Ascomycota; Sordariomycetes; Glomerellales; Glomerellaceae. The transcript has a single exon. The annotation marks the transcript as partial. The record is from RefSeq and is a predicted model, not a curated record.
UUCUUCGAGCCUAGGCUCAAGUACAAGAAUGGAACCAAGGUCCUCGACGACUCCAAUCAUCCCUGGGAUAAGAGCGCUUACAUGGCACCGACGAAGGUCAAACGGCCCAAAAGAGAGGCGCGUGACAACGGUGGUAGCGCCAACCAUGACCCCUCUCACCUCAUCAUCUCAAACCAGAACGCCAACGCCAGCGAGAUCUGCAAUUCCGAGACAUCUUACGGCUGGGAUAUCGUUUCGACCAGGCAAAACGUCUUUUGCGAUAUGGAGCACAAGCAGCUGUACCCCCUCUGCACGGAUUCGGUCACUACCAGGUGCUUUCACCUUGACGAGGAGACCCUUGUUGGCGAACCGGGCCUGAAUCUGCGCGACGAGGAGGCGCAGAAGCUGAGAUAUGGGAGUUCUUACAACACCACAAAUGUCUGGAAGGCAUAG